This is a messenger RNA of Drosophila serrata, 903 nucleotides long. RefSeq lists its product as uncharacterized. The record is from RefSeq and is a predicted model, not a curated record. NCBI's taxonomy places the organism in Eukaryota, Metazoa, Arthropoda, Insecta, Diptera, Drosophilidae.
AUUUAAAAUUUCCUUUUUACUUAAAAUAUAAGAAUAAAAUUCAAAAAAAGAUUAAUCUGAGUUUUUAAGUUUCCUAAAAAUGCCUUGCCAAAACAGUCGAAACUCUUCGCCGACUUCGGAGUUUAGGGUACCCCCUUCUUAUCCCUCAGAAUAUAAGGGAACAACGCGGUGGCAGAAACCGGGACCUAUGAGCCGUAAUGAGUGGGCAAUUUUCCACAGUCGGUAUCAGGAAAAUGCGGCAUCUGCCGCUAAGGCAGAAGCAUCCGAAGACAGGCUGAGUAACCGCAUGUCAGGCGGUAGUGUGGCCUCGCAGAGCACAGUAGCUCGCGAGGAGCACAUUUGGAGACUGAGCAGGCCGCGCUGGGAACGCUCCAAGUACAUUCCGCCACCAAAGGAGGUAUUUACCUAUCGGCCAAAGACCAAUGGACGACCAUAUCCUUGUCCGGAACGAGGUCGACCCACGAAGAAGCCAAAGGUUCCGUGCUGCUUCCAGCACGAGGAUAUCGAGGCAGAGUUUUGGGCCAAUUUACGUUUUCCCGUCUCUCGGAAGGCCCUUGAAGCCCUUCCCAGCAAAAAGACUUGCAAGCUAUCCCGGCCCCGUGAAAUUUGCUGGGAACCGCCUCGGUUCGAAGGGGAAAUUUACUGUCGCAGGAAAAUGUCACCUAGACAGUGGCGAUGUCAUCUGGAACGACUUCAGUAUUUGAGCCUGCCAAAUUUCCGGGUUCUAGCCGAAAUGGGACCGUGUUGAACCUUAGUCAGUUCCUAAGGAUUUACCAUAGACUACAGUUGUAUUGACUCAAGCUUUUGAGCUAAGCAUUAAGUUGGUACAACUGUAGUUUAUUGUAAAUCUUUUUAGGUACACUCAAAACUUUACAUUAGGCAAUAAAAACAAAUAGAAAAUCA